AUGUUUACCAAAAACUCACAAAACUUGCAACAUCAUCUAUGGGCCAGAGAAACAAAUUGGAGAUUUGGUCACCAUCCCAUAGCCCAGCAUUCACACUAUUACAAGAGGAACUUCUAUAAGAGUAUUACCCCACGGCUUACCAUACAAAAUGUGGAUAAACCAUUGGCAUUUUUGAGAAAAUUUACUCCAGAUGGUAGUAUGCUGUUGGCAUUCUCCUAUGAGCAGAGGGCCUUAGAAGUAUACCAAUACCAGGGUGUAGGACGGGUGGCACACCUGUUGGGUUCCCACAAAAGUGAAUGCAUCACAGCUGCGGAUCACUCCUUGGACUCGUUGCAUAUACGACAACAGCUCUUCAAUGCCCUGUUCAAGAAGAAAUACACAAUCCAAUUGAUAAAUGCUUCGUGGUCGACGCGCCACGUUUUGAAUCGUGAAUUUAGUAUAUUUCUUGAAAAUGGUCGUUAUGUUUUGUUGGUAUCGGUGGCCGGUGGUUCGAUUUUUCCCAGUUAUCAAGCCUAUCGGGAAUAUCCCGAUCUCUUCGAUGAUGCUGAUUUGUAUGAUUACACGUUCCACUUGGUAGAUUUACAAAAGGGUUGUAUUUCGGAUACCUUACGCAUGGAACAUGAUUUUAUUGUCCUAUCACAUAAUCACAGUGUAUCGGUAUAUGGACGUACUAUAGCAAUUCUUUCUACAUAUCGACAAUGUAUAGAACUUUUGGAAUUGGAUAAUGAAGGAAAAUUGCAACGUUUAUAUACGGUGGGACCGUAUGGCAGCAAUUUAGUUCGUGAUCAAAUUUUGGCCCAAGAACAAAUUGAAAAUUCCACAUUGGAUCAUAGACACAGUGUGCCUUUGUCUCACUUGAAGCAGAAAAUAUUGACAUUUCUUUACAAUAGGGCCCUAGAGGCACCCACGACAUUUUUGCGCAAAGAAAAGCUGAAAUUUUUCUACAAACAUUUUGGAUUGAUCGAACGCAUGCUUAUAUUAAAAAUGCAAUUGAUCGACAGUGAACAUCUGCUGUUGCGUUAUGAAAAACGACAAUCCCAAAUGCCCUUGGAAAUGCUGCAGGGCACUGCCGAUUCGAUUAGUAAAAAUUUUAAAUUAUAUGUUUUCUACAACAUCACGGAACAGAAAGUAUUAAAAAUACUAGAUCGAAAUUCUGUGACACUGCUCCUAAUGCUGCGAAAUUAUUGCGAUGAAUUUCGCAACGUUCGCUCCUUGUACUCGUGGUAUGCCUCAUCGCCGAGUAAUAAUGAUUUCUUUCGGGCAGCAUUUGAUGAUGCCUUGAAAUCCUUUGCCGGUGGCAUACGCGAAGCAGCCGAUCGUUUUAAUCCCACGUUACCAAUUAGUGCACAAAGUUUUUCCACCAGCCCUUAUUUGGAUUAUUCCCUAUUUAAUUAUGAUGAUCGUUUUAUAUCGACAUUGGAAAGGCCACGUUUAAUUGGUAUGGAACCAAUACGAUUUCGUGAUCGUAUUACAAAUAUAUUGAAGUUUCGUGUCCAUUUGGAACAUUCAUCGGAUACAUGGCAGGAAUAUGGCAUGGAUAAUAAUCCACGAGAUUUGGUUACAUUCAUAUUUCAUCCGUAUGAGCCAUUCUUUAUUAGUAUACAGAAAUUUAUAUCACGUUAUGUUUUAAAUUUUCAUAUUUAUAAUGCAAAUACAAAGGUGGGGCCGUAA
Musca vetustissima is the source of this 1671-nucleotide messenger RNA. RefSeq names its product DET1 homolog (gene abo). The transcript is spliced from 3 exons. Gene Ontology annotation, cellular component: cullin-RING ubiquitin ligase complex; nucleus. Lineage: Eukaryota; Metazoa; Arthropoda; Insecta; Diptera; Muscidae. The coding region runs from base 1 to 1671 and encodes 556 amino acids. The record is from RefSeq and is a predicted model, not a curated record. Gene Ontology annotation, molecular function: ubiquitin protein ligase binding; ubiquitin-like ligase-substrate adaptor activity. Gene Ontology annotation, biological process: protein ubiquitination; positive regulation of proteasomal ubiquitin-dependent protein catabolic process.